Messenger RNA from Eutrema salsugineum, 1846 nucleotides. RefSeq lists its product as uncharacterized. The transcript has 11 exons. Lineage: Eukaryota; Viridiplantae; Streptophyta; Magnoliopsida; Brassicales; Brassicaceae. The record is from RefSeq and is a predicted model, not a curated record. The coding region runs from base 139 to 1701 and encodes 520 amino acids.
UUUAAUGCUUUGUUUCAGUGAUUUUCAGCUCUUGGGUCAUUUUUACUUCUGAUUUUUCCACAUCACCAACCUCUAUAGAAAUAAUAUUAGGCGGGGGAUUUUUCAAGUUUUUCACAGGAGAAAACUCUUCAGAUACUCAUGACUCCAACAACUUCGAUUCACAAACGUUCUAGAAGCGAUCCGGUUCCUAGAAAAUCUUUCAAGAACAAGAAAUCAAGUGAAGCCAUUUACAACAUCGAUCGAUUUCACAUAGAUCAAACGUUGCAGAGAGAGAUAGAACAGCUAAAAUCUCUUGUGAAAUCCAGAAAAUUACAUCCCCAAAGCGUCUCAAGUUAUGAGAUGGAUUUGCUGCUUCAAGAAGAUGAAAUUUUAGUACGUCGUGAAAUGGAGACAGUCCUUCGACGUAAACUGUUCUUAGAAGACUGUAGAAACGAAGAUUCUUCUAUCCCCAAGGAAGCAAAGAAGCUGGUGAGCGAAAUCGCAGGUUUGGAGCUGCAAGUGAUGUACUUGGAAAGAUAUCUUCUUCUGUUAUACCGGAGAUUCUUUAACAACAAAAUCACAUUUAACUUAGAAUCAGAGGAGAAAGAUAAAUCAUCCGAGGAUCUUCUUGGGUCUACUAAGCUCAUUGAUUCACCAAAAAACGCAGUCUGCAGCCCGAAGAAAGUUCUAGAAGACUCUGAAAUAUUCCGCACCUACUCAUCGCUGUCUCAUUGUUCAGGCUAUUCCUUUAAAAUGUCUCCCCAAGCAAUGGACUCAUCAUACCAUCACUCGCUUCCUUUCUCAAUGCUUGAACAAGCUGAUAUCGAUGCGAUGAUGGGGACAUAUGUUUCUGAAAACGUUUCUAAAUCAGCAAACAGUUUGUCUGAAGAGCUGAUCAAGUGCAUCUCAGGAGUAUUUCGUCAACUCGCGGAUCCAGAAUCUCUCGCUCAUGAUGAUCGAGAAUCGAGUAGCCCUUAUGACAAACUAUUAAUGGUGAAAUCUAUAUGUAGAGACUCAGAGAAGUUAAAUGAAGUUGAACCUGCUUUAAAGCAUUUCAGGUCGCUUGUUAACAAGUUAGAGGGAGUGAAUCCAAGGAAGUUGAAUCAUGAAGAGAAGCUAGCUUUCUGGAUUAACAUACACAACUCUUUGGUUAUGCACUCAAUUCUUGUCUACGGGAACCCAAAAAACAGUAUGAAAAGGGUAUCUGGUUUGCUGAAGGCAGCGUAUAAUGUUGGAGGUCGAAGCUUGAACUUAGAUACCAUUCAGACUUCAAUACUUCGUUGCCGCGUCUCUCGUCCAGGACAGGUAUUUAGGUUCUUGUUUACUUCUAAAUCAAAGGGUAAAGCUGGAGACUUGAGUAAAGAUUAUGCUAUAACUCACCCUGAGCCUCUUCUUCAUUUCGCACUCUGCUCUGGGAACUUGUCAGAUCCAUCAGUGCGUAUCUAUACGCCAAAGAACGUGAUGAUGGAGCUAGAAUGUGGUAGAGAAGAGUAUGUAAAAUCAAACGUAGGAAUCUCCAAAGACAAUAAGAUUCUUUUGCCGAAGCUCGUGGAAUUAUAUGCCAAGGACACUGAACUUUGCCACGUCGGCAUCCUCGACAUGAUCUCGAACUAUCUGCCUUGUGAUGCAAGAAAUAAAAUCCAGCAGUGUCGGAACAAGAAGCAUGGAAGAUUCGCCAUCGAUUGGGUCGCACAUGAUUUCAGAUUCGGGUUGCUUCUCUGACAAGAAAACAUCAAAGUCGUGAACCGAGUUUUUUGUUUUUCUAAUUUAAUUUUCGAUCUGAGAGAGUUGAAUCGAAGAACUUGUAUUAUGCUAAUUUUUUCAAUUAUGAUUGUCCACGAAGAUUAUGUUAUGGUUACAACUCAAC